AAUUCAUCACACAAUUCAAACCACACCAAGCAUUCAACUAUCAACACCGCAAUUCCACGCGUUCAUUCUCUUUUUCGACGCGUAACUCCCGGUAGCCUAUCUCAUCCAACAGCCUCACCCAGGCCGAACGCCACCCUUUCGACUUAUCUAGCGCAUCGUCAAUUGUCCCCAUCCAUCCACAUCCCAAUCUCAAUCUCAUUAUGCCUCCCAAAAGACGCCGCCCUCAAUCCCCACCCCCACCCCAACCAUCCCCAGGCCGCGAACAAUCACCAUCCCUAGCAGAGGAAGACCUAGCCUCACCCUUAGAAGAUGACGAUGAUGAACAUGACACCGUCCCUUUUUACUUUUACAACACCACCUUCACCGCCCACCGCGUCUCCCCGCUCUAUCUCGGCCCGGACGGCAGCGAAGAAGCACUGACCCCGAACCGACUGGCUUCGCUCGCGCAGCACCUACGCGACAGGCUCGUGGGGGAUGUCAUCCGCGGUGUCGAAGUGGGUGGUGGUGGUGGCGGGGCAUUAGGACGAGAGGAGAUUGCUGGGAGGGCGGGCGCGCUGGAGGGGGUUGAGAUUCGCUGGGUUGAUGAUGUUGUGAGGGAUGUCUUGGGGUUUGUAGGAGAAGAGGAAGUGCAGGGGGAGGGGGAGCGGUUGCAGGGGAAAAGGGGACUGUGUAUUCUCGUGAGGUAUGAGAUGGCUGUUUGUACGGCGCUUUUGCUGCCUUGUUUGUUAGAGAAGGAGGUGCCGCAGACGGGGGGGAAGAGUCAAGAUGGGUUUGGGACGGGGUUUGCGGUUGGGACGGACGAGAUGGAUUGGAAACGCGACGUCGAUCGGGGUCGGUUCCUCGAGCUGCCGCUCCUCCUGCUGCGCAUGCCGGCGCUGCUGCAGGUUGCGAUAGGCGAGUUCCUUGCCGUGACCUUCGACUGCCGUGUCAGCCCCAUGCGGCUGGGCACCCGCACGCUGGUGCAGAGCUGGGAGGCGUGGAUCCGGUCGGCGGGGCUGCCCGCUCGCGGCUCCAAGGAUCUGGUUCUCACUUUGGGGUUCUACCUCCCGCCACGGGAAAAGUCCAGCCUCGCACCAGUAGGGCCGAUGGAAGAUGGCGCUACGAAAACGGAGGCUCUGGGGCUCAAGUCGAUCGAUGUUAUGAUUCCGGCUAGGGAACUGCACAUGUUUGUGGCGGCAGGGAAGCGCUUCAGCACGUCGCAGACUGGCGAAGAGGGGCCGACUUGGGGAUGGGAUAGCGACGUGAAGAAACGGAUGAUCCUCGUGGGCCGCUUGUACGAAGAGGGCUGGGAAUGGCGGACAGACGGCUCCCCGGAGCAGCAGCAGCCUUUCACCGAGGCACUGGCCUGUUACUUGAAGGAGCACCUGGCCCUCAACCUGUUUCACCCAGGGGUGCGGGUGCUCAAGAUUGCCUGCAGCGGGUUUGCUUUGUCGGAUACACGCUUGAAGGUGUUUACCCCAGCGCAGAAUCAACGCGGUGCCGUGGUGGAACUGCUUGGACGUUUGGUGGAUAAGGCUCGCGGUCGGAGUACGGGCACAUGAGCAUUCUAUUUUCAGAACGGAGACAAGCAACCCAUCAGAGCGAAUUCAGAUCCCUUGAGGU
This is a messenger RNA of Chaetomium strumarium, 1602 nucleotides long. Its product is annotated as kinetochore complex Sim4 subunit Fta1-domain-containing protein. The coding region runs from base 201 to 1541 and encodes 446 amino acids. The transcript has a single exon. NCBI's taxonomy places the organism in Eukaryota, Fungi, Ascomycota, Sordariomycetes, Sordariales, Chaetomiaceae. The record is from RefSeq and is a predicted model, not a curated record.